AUGGCACUUCUGGAUGCACACCUAGAGCAGAUCUCGCUCUGCUCAGCGUCGAUUGCAGAGUUGCCGUUCGCCCCGCCCAAGAUCUUCACCAACGCGUUACUGCAAAACCACGAUAUCACGAGCUUGAUUCGAGACACCGAACUUCACGAACGCGCACUAUUCUCCGUUCCUCCACCACCCGCAGCCCCGAAGCAUGCCGAACCAGCUCCGUCUACCAACAGGCGCAACACCAUCUUCAACCCCAAUGGAGGCGGCAGCACCAGCACAGGCGGCGGCGGUGCGAAUGCCGUAAGAGCACCAAGGCGCAACACGGCUGUAGCAGCAGUUCUCGGCAAUGAGCUAGUAGAGAGAAUACGCCGAGGAGGUGGUGGAGGAGCGGGUUCUGGUCUUGGCUACAGAAUGUACAACGGCAGCAACAAGAAUGAGAUUGACGUGGAGUCUCUGUUAGAAGGAGCCGAGAAGCUUCUUGGGGUCUACCCCAUACCAGGCGUCCACGACAAAAUCGCAGCCAUGCGCCAACGACACGCCCAAGUCUCCGCCUCGCUAGAAUACUACGAAAACCGACUUGCCGAACAACAAGCUCAGCUCGGCAAGCUGAACCGCUCGCGAGGUGACUACGCGGAGGAGGAUAUGGAUGAGCUCGAAGAGGAGCCCGAGCCAGUAGUCGCGCUGACUGAGGAAGACCUUCGGCGAGAGGAAGAGGAGACGCGUCAACUUGAGAAGAAGAAAAAGGAGCUUGAGGAUCGUGUUACUUCCAUGUCGAGAGAUAUAUCUGGUUUGAGGUGA
Alternaria ethzedia is the source of this 786-nucleotide messenger RNA. RefSeq lists its product as uncharacterized. The record is from RefSeq and is a predicted model, not a curated record. Gene Ontology annotation, biological process: attachment of spindle microtubules to kinetochore. The transcript is spliced from 3 exons. Lineage: Eukaryota; Fungi; Ascomycota; Dothideomycetes; Pleosporales; Pleosporaceae. Bases 1 to 786 code for a protein of 261 amino acids. Gene Ontology annotation, cellular component: spindle microtubule; DASH complex.